AUGGCGGGUUCAAGCGAGGGCGGCGGUGAUGCCAAACGUGCGUCUGGAGAUGAAAAUGAAGCUGCUAACCCCUCCAAUCACUCAGUGGCAAAGCGCAAGAAGCGCGAGGCUCGAGCAGCCCUCGACGAGAAGAAAGCCGCCAAGAAUGCGGCGAAGAAUGAAGCUAAAGCAGGACGGGUCGCGAAGUGGAAGCAAAAUCGCAAGCUGGAGGACAAGGCCGCAAAGGCCGCCAGCCACCCGAACAAGGUAGCGAAGCGCAAGGCACGCCUGCUGGUCCUCGCCGAGAAGCUCGAGGCAGAGGCCAAGACGCUGCUGGCUCAGGCUAAGGACGCUCGUGAGAAGUACACCCAAAUCGCACAAUCCACAGAGAAGGAAGGCGCCAAGAGUAAGGUCCAGUCUACCAAUUCCCAGAAGGACGAGUCCGCCGAUAGUGAUGUGGAGUCCGAUGGGGAUAGCUCGUCAGACGACGGUGGUGCGAAAGUCGAGUCUACUCCUGCUAAGGUUACUCCUGUCGAAAAAGUCACUAUCUCCCAGGAGGAAGAUGUUGUCAUGAAGGACAAGAAAAAGAAGAAGACUCGGAAGUCAGCCAUAGAGACGCCAGAGGACAGUGCAGACGAGGCUGAAGAGCCGAAAGUCCAGGAGCAGCUAGCUCAGAAGGACAAGGCUAAGAAGAAGAAGAAACGUAAGCUGGAGGCCCAGGCUGACGACGGAGCUAAGACUGAGGACGUUGCUUCGGACAAGAAAAAGAAGAAGGCCAAGAAAGCGAAGAAAGAGAAACUGGAGGCGACCACCGCCAGCGAGGAGAAGACACCUGCCGCCAAUGCGCCCGAGAAUUGGAACGUUCAGAGCUUAGACGGCGGCUCUGACCGAAAAGCCAAAUUCCUCAGAUUGCUUGGUGGCAAGAAGGCUGGACAGACAAUGGGAGACGGAGACAAACCUCGAGACAACCUCGAUAUGAAACAUGUUGCGGAUGACCUCGAGAAGCAAUUUGAGGCCGGUAGACACAUGAAGUUCGAGACUGGCGGCCAAAAGAGAGGACUAGGAGCAUAG
Messenger RNA from Phaeoacremonium minimum UCRPA7, 1050 nucleotides. RefSeq names its product putative wound-responsive protein ked protein. The transcript has 3 exons. Bases 1 to 1050 code for a protein of 349 amino acids. NCBI's taxonomy places the organism in Eukaryota, Fungi, Ascomycota, Sordariomycetes, Togniniales, Togniniaceae. The record is from RefSeq and is a predicted model, not a curated record.